Marasmius oreades (fairy-ring Marasmius) is the source of this 1321-nucleotide messenger RNA. RefSeq lists its product as uncharacterized. The record is from RefSeq and is a predicted model, not a curated record. The transcript has 6 exons. The coding region runs from base 247 to 1134 and encodes 295 amino acids. Gene Ontology annotation, molecular function: mRNA binding. Gene Ontology annotation, biological process: mRNA splice site recognition. Gene Ontology annotation, cellular component: U1 snRNP; U2-type prespliceosome. NCBI's taxonomy places the organism in Eukaryota, Fungi, Basidiomycota, Agaricomycetes, Agaricales, Marasmiaceae.
CACUGGCCUUUGCGACGACUCAGACUCUCAACUACCUUCAUCCACUGUAAAGAACACAGCAAAAAUAGUCAUGGGUCGUCUUGCAGAGAUGCAGCGAAAGCUGCUCGAGGUACGGUUUGGUUCUAUGAAAAUGAAAUAAUGCUGAUCUCCCACCGCUUUCCUGCGACAUACAUCUUUUUCCAACAUCUGGUCCACGCAACUCGAAUGUGGUAAAACGUACUGAAAAUCUCAACCUACAAACAGCAAAUGAUGGGACCGGAGGCUAUGGGUGUUGCUAAUGCCAAUCUUGUUUGGUCAGACGAAAAAGUCUGCAGAAACUUCCUGUGCGGGACGUGUCCACACAUAUUAUUCACCAACACCAAAAUGGACCUUGGAGCCUGCCCAAAAUCGCACACGGAGCGACUCAAACAAGAAUUCCUUGCUGCUAAAGAAGCCAACCCCUCCGACCCUACAUUCAACCGCUUUCAGAUGGAAUAUGAAUCAAAUAUCUUCACUUUUGUCGAUGAAUGUGACAGGCGCAUUCGGGCGGCACAUAGGAGACUGGAAAAGACACCUGAGGAGAACGCGAAAACAACAAAUUUGAUGAGAGAAAUUGCUGAGAUCGAGCUGGCCAUACAGGGUGGCACGGAGAAGAUUGGGACAUUGGGCGAACAAGGGAAAGUAGACGAAUCCAUGCGGGAAAUGGCUGCUAUUGAGGCAUUGAAAAGUGAAAAGGCAGAUAAAGAGCGAGAAUUACAGCAACUCACAGACACAUCGGGUGCCUCUGGACACCAAAAGCUUCGCGUGUGUGACGUCUGCGGUGCAUACCUAUCGGUAUUGGAUUCCGACCGUCGUUUAGCUGAUCAUUUCGGUGGAAAGAUGCACUUGGGGUAUCACGAGUUGAGGAACAUGUUGGGGAAGUUCAAAGAAGAGAGAGAGAAGCGAAAGGCAGGAGGCGGAAGCGGCAACGCAGUUGGAAAUGGGUCUUCUAACGGUGCACCGCCUACUCCUGGAGGACGCUCUGGAAAUGACUACCGUUCUAGGGAUGAGUUUCGCGAUCGCGACCGGGACAGAGGACAUGACCGCCACUCAUCCUCGCGCUAUGAUAGCGAGAGGCGGAGAGACCGCUCACGGAGUCCAAGAAGGCGAUACUAGAUACUUGAUCUCGGCCUUUCAGGACAACGGCGACUUGUAUACUUCACAUUUCCGUAAUUCACACACCUCGUACAUCGUAAUAUUCCAAUAGCUCGUUCCGAGGAAUAUGGAACAACAAACGGACCUGAAUUUCGCUUACAGUCUUUUUAUUGUUCUGCUCCUGAGAACGCAAACAUUUGAAUUCGCG